Messenger RNA from Mesorhabditis spiculigera, 579 nucleotides. NCBI's taxonomy places the organism in Eukaryota, Metazoa, Nematoda, Chromadorea, Rhabditida, Rhabditidae. The record is from the annotation of a GenBank genome assembly.
AUGUACACGCUGUCGGUGGGCCUCUACGAGCAGUUCUUUGCCAAACAGGACUAUUUUGUCGUCAUCAUAGGGCUCGAUAAUGCCGGGAAAACGACGCUACUCGAGCAAAUAAAGGCAAAGUUCAUCCGUGACUAUGGCAUGCUCAACCCAUCCAAGAUCACGAGCACUAUCGGGAUGAACGUCGGAAAAGUGGAGGUUGGGCAAGUGCGGCUGAACUUUUGGGACCUUGGAGGGCAGGAGGAUCUGCGGGAAUUGUGGGGCACCUAUUACGCGGAGGCAAGCGGCGUGAUAUUCGUUGUCGACGGGACUCGCAGAGAUCUUUUUGGCACGGUUGCGUCUUGUUUUAGCGAGGCGAUGAAAUCCGAAUUCGUGCAACGAAUACCGGUACUCGUGGCAGUCAACAAGAGCGAAUUGGAUGGGGCGGUGUCGGCGAAUGAAGUUCGGCAACUACUGUCGGAUGACGAACACUGCUCGGACCUGGCUGUGCUUCCCGUUUCGGCGUUAGAAGGCCAUAAUAUUGACCGAUGUGUGCGGUGGCUCGUCCGUUCGCUCCAGCAGACGGAUCGGCGACUUGAACUG